Messenger RNA from Vespa mandarinia (Asian giant hornet), 1917 nucleotides. RefSeq names its product FAST kinase domain-containing protein 4. Gene Ontology annotation, biological process: regulation of mitochondrial mRNA stability. The record is from RefSeq and is a predicted model, not a curated record. Lineage: Eukaryota; Metazoa; Arthropoda; Insecta; Hymenoptera; Vespidae.
UCACACGUUACAUCGGUUAACCUAAGUAGUAAUAAAAGAAUUUUGUUAAAAUAUUUAUAAAACUUAACGCGUUACAGACUUUAUUAAAUAUUAUAUAAAUAAUAUAUAUGUUAAAAUGUAUAUAAUUUGAAUUCAUUGUGAUUAUGUCAUAAUACAAUAUACCACUUUUGAAAAUACACAUUUCAUACGUAAUUAUAUAAAUUAAUAUUUUUUAUAUUAAUUUAUAUACAUAUACAUAUAUAUAUAUAUAUAUACGUAUAUUUAUAACAUGUUGUCUUUAAAUUCAAAUUGUUUUAAUAAUGCACUCAGAACAUUUCCGUAUUGGAGAUUAAGUUCGUUAUUAAGUACAAAUGUAGUGAGUCCUGAAACAAGUAAUAUAACUAAGUUGGACGAUAAUGUCAGUCAGGAUGAUCAAAAAUAUAUAAAAAAGGAUGAAGUAUUAAAAAAUGGAGGAAUUCAACAAGCAAAAGCAUCACAAACAUCUACUCCUGUAAAUAUAUCUAAAGAAAAUAUUAUUUCAAGUAAUUCUUUAAAUGAACGAAUUAGUCAAGCAAAAAAUGCAAAAGAUUUAAUAUCCCUUAUGAACAAUUCAAAUAUAACAACUAAUCAUAUUAAAGAAAUUUUACAUCAAAUUUCUAAUAUAAAAAUUGAUGUAAAAGAAAUGAAUAUAUCUAAUAUGGUUAAUAAGACGAAUGAAAAUUUGAAAGAAAUAUACGAUAAAAAGAUAAAAUUCAGUAAUAAUCCUGGAUUUUUAUCAUUAGCAACACCUAAAUUAAUUCAGAUACUAAAAAAAUUAUCUUAUACCAAUGACAGAAAUAUACCUUUAUUAAAAGCAUUAUCGCUUAACAUUGCUCUAUAUAGCGACCAAUUAAAUAUUAGAAUGUGCGGAGACAUUUUAUAUAGUUUGGCCAUUCUAAACUAUCCAGAGGAGAGUUUAUUAGAAAAAAUAAUGUCUACUUUACUUAAAGAGAUAAAUCGUAAUGAUUACGGACCUAUUGUUAGUUCUAUAGUAAACUCCAUACGAUUGCUUAAGUAUAAAAAUCACGAAGUUCUCGAUAACAUUUUUAUAUGGGCCAAUAAUAAUAUCGAAAAAUUAAGAUUCCAAGAUUUUACAGCUAUUUUAAAAUGUUUAGCUACAUUUGGUUAUAUCCCUAAAAAUAUGGAUAAUUUACAAGUAUAUAUAAAUACAUUAAACCAAAAGAAUACAUCAUCAAAUAAAGAGUUGUGGCUAGAUUAUGUAUGGUCUUUGACAAUUUUAAAUAGAGUAACAACAGAACAUGUUUCAUCUGUAUUGAAUAAAAACUUUGUUGAAUCUAUUUUAAAUGAAUCUAGAAAUCAGAAUAUAAUAAGAACACUUAAGCUAUUGAACAUUAAUGCUAGCGCAUAUAACAUUCUGAAAGAUUAUAAUGGUCCUUAUCUUGAAGAUAAAAAUGAUGUAUUUUCCAUAGUUAUGGAAAAUAAAAAACAAAAGCAAGAACUUGUUGAUAUGUUGGAUGAGACAUUGCAAGAAAUAGCACCCUCUUGUUUUCAAAUGAAUAUAAAUACUAAAAUGGGUUUCAAUAUAGAUGCGGAAUGCUGUCUGAAUUCUAAAAAUAAGUUUGUAAAAUAUAAUGAUGAAAACUUAAAGAAUUCAACAAAUACGAGGUUAGCAAUAAUGGUACAUUCUUAUCAUGAUUACUCACGAGGAGAAGAAGACAUUUUAGGAAUAGUAAAUUUUUAUAAUAAUGUAUUAAAUGCUCAAGGUUAUAGAGUUUUGAAUGUAUCUUAUCAAAAUUUUAGUGUAAAUGAUAUACUUCUAAAGCGUAUAAAAUAUUUAAAUGAUCAGAUCAAUUCUGUAAAAACAUCUGCAAUGUGAUGAAGUGUAAUAAAAGAACACAAUACAAUGGAAAUAAAAUAAAUAAUUAAUUUAUUAUGUUA